AUCGCAAGGGUUCGCUGCAUAGUUCCAAGCUCAUUGUUCUGUGGCAGUCGGAGCAAUGCACAUUAUUGAAUUUGCGCUGCGAGCGCGAACCGAAGACGUCAUGUCUACUGUAUACCAAUCACGUGCCCAACAGAUACCCGUCGCCAUCCGUGGCCUUGGCAUUUUCGCUCCAGCUCCUUGUCCUGGACUGUCCUCAACUUUCAAUUAUUAUAGUUCGUGCACGAGCAUGAUCAUUCCAGUUCGGUGUUUCUCUUGCGGAAAAGUGGUCGGGGACAAAUGGAACGCAUAUCUGGACCUGUUAGGAAAGGAUGUUAGUGAAGGUGAUGCUCUUGAUGAACUCCAGUUGAAAAGAUAUUGCUGUCGGCGUAUGGUAUUAACUCAUGUGGAUUUGAUUGAAAAACUCCUGCAUUACAAUCCAAUGGAGAGGUCCAAGGAGAAGGUCUAGACAAAACGAGCUUGGAGAUGCUCCCGGACACCAUGACCUGUAUUUCAUUUGUUCUCAAGUUGUACGAUACGCAACCCACAAUUAAUCAUCUCUCGAUCUCUUGUUA
Messenger RNA from Marasmius oreades (fairy-ring Marasmius), 551 nucleotides. RefSeq lists its product as uncharacterized. The record is from RefSeq and is a predicted model, not a curated record. Gene Ontology annotation, biological process: transcription by RNA polymerase I; tRNA transcription by RNA polymerase III; transcription by RNA polymerase II. The transcript has 4 exons. Lineage: Eukaryota; Fungi; Basidiomycota; Agaricomycetes; Agaricales; Marasmiaceae. Gene Ontology annotation, cellular component: RNA polymerase II, core complex; RNA polymerase III complex; RNA polymerase I complex. Bases 56 to 445 code for a protein of 129 amino acids. Gene Ontology annotation, molecular function: DNA-directed RNA polymerase activity; zinc ion binding; DNA binding.